CCAAAACAUAGCAUGGCCACUCUCGUGAACUAUAUCGCCUGCAACGACGUCGACGCGACCGUCCAAUGGUACUGCGACGUCCUCGGUUUCCAGUCGAACAAAUCGCUGCACUUCCCCGGCCAGUUCGCGCACGUCUACCUCGACGGGCCGGACGCUCGUGCUUCUCGUGCUCAGCUGAUGCUGCGUCGGUAUCCUCACCCCGAGAAGGAGGUCGGGAUCGCCCAGGGGACGAAGCCGUCCUCGAUGCAGUUCUUCUUUGAUAUUACCGAUGAGGCGAAGGGCAAGGAGGCGGUCGACGAGAAGUAUAAGUCGAUCUUGCAGAAGAAGGAAAGCGGGCUCGAGGUCACUCUCAAGGAUGCGCCCAACGACCAGCCGACCCACAGAGCCUUCACAGUCAUCGAUCCCAAUGGUCACGAAAUCUCGUUCUUCGUGUGGACCUGA
Dacryopinax primogenitus is the source of this 441-nucleotide messenger RNA. RefSeq lists its product as uncharacterized. The transcript has 2 exons. Lineage: Eukaryota; Fungi; Basidiomycota; Dacrymycetes; Dacrymycetales; Dacrymycetaceae. Bases 13 to 441 code for a protein of 142 amino acids. The record is from RefSeq and is a predicted model, not a curated record.